Tribolium castaneum (red flour beetle) is the source of this 1096-nucleotide messenger RNA. Its product is annotated as mitochondrial dicarboxylate carrier. Gene Ontology annotation, molecular function: sulfate transmembrane transporter activity; oxaloacetate transmembrane transporter activity; succinate transmembrane transporter activity. The coding region runs from base 1 to 864 and encodes 287 amino acids. The record is from RefSeq and is a predicted model, not a curated record. NCBI's taxonomy places the organism in Eukaryota, Metazoa, Arthropoda, Insecta, Coleoptera, Tenebrionidae. The transcript is spliced from 4 exons. Gene Ontology annotation, biological process: thiosulfate transport; phosphate ion transmembrane transport; succinate transmembrane transport.
AUGAUGGCCAAGGAGCAGAAGCUGUCCAGGUGGUACUUCGGGGGCAUCGCCUCCGCCAUGGCCUGCUGCUGCACGCACCCCCUGGACCUCCUCAAGGUCCAGCUGCAGACGCAGCAAGAAGGGAAGACUUCGGUGAUACGCUUAACCGUAAACAUUGUCAAAAAGCAGGGGGUUACCGCACUUUACAACGGCCUAUCCGCCUCGUUAUUGCGCCAACUCACGUAUUCAACGACUCGGUUCGGAAUUUACGAAAGCGUGAAGCAACUGAUGGACAAAGACAGCAGUUUUUCGGCGCGGGUGGCGCUCGCGGCCUUUGCAGGCUCCGCUGGCGGGCUGGUGGGAACCCCCGCCGAUAAGAUCAACGUCCGGAUGCAAAACGACAUCAAACUGCCCCUCGACAAGCGCCUAAACUACAAACACGCCCUCGAUGGCCUUUUGCGCGUCUACAAGGAGGAGGGGAUUCCCCGGCUCUUCUCCGGCGCCACUGCUGCCACCUUCCGCGCGGCUUUGAUGACCAUCGGGCAGCUCUCUUUCUACGACCAGAUUAAAAAGACUCUCUUAACUACUGACUAUUUUGAGGAUAACUUGACGACUCAUUUCGUUUCUAGUCUUACUGCGGGGGCUAUUGCUACCACCCUGACGCAACCUCUAGACGUGCUCAAAACUCGUACAAUGAAUGCCAAGCCGGGCGAGUUUAAGGGAAUGUGGGACAUUGUUCUCUAUACUGCCAAAUUAGGACCGUUAGGGUUUUUCAAAGGAUACGUACCGGCCUUUGUUAGAUUGGCGCCCCAGACGAUUCUUACCUUCGUUUUUCUGGAACAGUUGAGGUUCAAUUUUGGGUAUUUCCCCGAGAAAAUUCAAUAAGUGGUUUAGGGUAUUUGACCCUCUGAGAGGACAUUAGGUUAAGUAAAAAAAUUUUGAUUGAGUUUAGGGGAAGCCCCCAGUUAAGUUUUUCGGUGAUAAUGCUGCAAUAUUCUUUUACCACGUUAUGUAAUGCUGUCUUUAUUGUUUUUAUUUAUUUUUGAGACUAAAACUUGUUAAAAUUAUUUAUAUAUUUUUAUAACAUUAUUUUCCCAAAAUAAAAAAUAUCGCAAUG